Molecule: messenger RNA, 1062 nt
Organism: Prorocentrum cordatum
Lineage: Eukaryota; Dinophyceae; Prorocentrales; Prorocentraceae
Source: the annotation of a GenBank genome assembly
CGUUGCCCCUCACCUCCGUCCCCAGGCUCCAGAAGCGGUCGGAUUUGAUAUCAACUUCCAUACAUCCGACGUCGUCUGUACACAUUUGGGCUCAAAGUGUUUCAAGCAGGUAGGCAAGCUGCUGCAGCUUCCGCACCUCCAUCAACUGACGAGCGCGCAUCGCUAGCCACGCUCGGCGGCAUGCCGGCUGACAUGGAGCAGUGCGCCCUGAUGGCCGAGGAGAGCGCCAUCCAGGAGCGCACGGCGUCCGGCGCCCGCAGAUGGAAGGUGGCGUCCGUCCUCGCGGUACUGGCCCUGCUGGCCUGCGGCAGCAACUUCGCUUACCGAUCGCACGCGCGCUCCGCCGCCGAGGUGACCAACUCCGAACGGCUCGUCGAGCUCACGCGCAGCAUGCAGGACGGCGACGCCGCCGACGAUGCGGCCACCACCACCGCGGCCACCGACGAAGCAUCGGUCGGCGACAGCGCCACCGCCGACGGCACGGCCACCACCACCGCCGCGGCCACCGACGACACUGCAGCAGCAGGCACCUCUGCAGCAGCAGGUACUACUGCAGCAGCAGCAGGUACUACUGCAGCAGCAGCAGACACCACUGCAGCAGCAGGCACCACAGCAGUCGGUGACGACAGCGAGGGCGGAGGCGACGAGGGCGAGGGCGGAGGCGAGCAGGGCGGCGACGCCGCAUGCAUCGAGGCCGGCUACGGCGACUGCGCUCAGAAGGGCUCCAAGUGCUGCAAGGGACUCAAGUGCGAAAAGACAAACGACUACUACUCCAUGUGCACGGCGAAGGGCAAGUGAGUGGGAACCGCAGCUCGCCGUAGACAGUAGUUAGAUCUCGAUUGAUUCGAAGAAGUGAUCGACACUUAGUGUUGUACAGAUGCACCCCCACAAUUUUUUGGAUGGAAGUGGGUGUCAAAGUUCCUGUAACAACGCUAGUGGUUCGAUACGACGAGAAAAACAUCCCAACACCCCACGUCGUGUUUCUGUUCGCACCGUGGCUUCUCAGAGGUCUGGACCGCUUCCCCGAGGCCGGCUCUUCAUCCCGAGCCAGUUGUUCACGGG